Messenger RNA from Caretta caretta (loggerhead turtle), 2123 nucleotides. The record is from RefSeq and is a predicted model, not a curated record. NCBI's taxonomy places the organism in Eukaryota, Metazoa, Chordata, Testudines, Cheloniidae.
CGCUGGGCCGGGGGAGGACGCGCCGGGCAGUGAACGCGCGCGGGGCGCUGCGGCUCUGCCUGGCUCGUGCGGGGCCGUUGGAUCCUCUCCCGGAGCCGGAGAAGAGUUUUUGUGUCUCCCGGCUCUGGGCAUGCGCAGAUCGGGGGGUUGGGGAGAGCCCCGCAUGCGCAGAGGCAGAGCUGCCCCGCUGCUGCUCCCUGGGGCUGGGGGCCGGGCUGAGCAGAGGGUCUGUGCCGGGGAGACCUUCGUUAACUCCCCGUGCCCGGCCCGGGCCCUGCUCCCGCUGGAGCCACCCCGUGCUGCGGAGCUGCAGCCUCCAGGCCCUGCAUCAACACCAAGUGAAAUCAGGCUCCAGUUGUGCCAGGUGCUGCAGAGAUGGCAAACAAAAUCAGGGACCUUGUUAUUCCUGGAGCUGCAGAAACCCGAAGUGAGAUCUGGAUCCUGUUCUGCCAGGUGCUGCAGAGACCCCAACAUAGGUCAAACCCCGGUGUUGUGACAGGUGCUGUGGAGAUCCCAAGUGAGAUCUGCAACCCUGUUGUGACAGUUUAUUUGGAGAGUGUUGGGAUUCCUGCCAGGGAGCCACCAGCAGGGUCCAGAGACAGCCCCAUCUCCUAUAUCAGGCUCUGGUUAGUAGAUACCGGUGACUUUCGAGGAGGUGGCUGUAUAUUUCACCAAGGAAGAGGGGGCUCUGCUGGACCCCACUCCGAGAGCCCUCUACAGGGAUGUCAUGCAGGAGAACUAUGAGACUGUGGUCUGGCUGGGAAGAACUGGGCUCACAGAUGCAGGGAGCUCUAUUGGAGAGAAGACAAAUGGACAGGGUUUCCAAUUUCCAAACCUUAUGUGAUCUCGCAGCAGGAAUGAGGGGAACAGCCGUGGGUCUCAGACCUCUAUGGCUCUGAAAAAAAGUGCUCCUGAGACCGUCUGCACAGGGAGUGACCUAUGUCUGGAUUCUCUCUGUCUCCCAUCAGGUGACGGGAUGGUGAGUGAGAACGAGGAGACACCCCAGCAGGAAGAUGCUGAGCAAAUAGAACCACAUGGGAUGUUAUCAGGAGUAUCCAAAGGGAAUGUUUCUGGGAGUUGUGCACUGCCAGAAAAAGCAAAAGCCUGUGAGAUUCAGGACAGGCCAGAGGAAAACUCAGACCUUAUUACAUGCGAGACCAUCAGCUUGGAAGAGACAUGCUACAUAUGUCAUGAGUGUGGGAAAAGCUUCAGUGGGAACUCUGACCUUCUCACACAUCAGAGAAUCCACAGGGGAGAGAAACCCUACACAUGCUCUGAGUGUGGGAAAAGCUUCAAUCGGAGCUCACACCUUAACAGACAUAGGAGCAUCCACACAGGAGAGACACCCUACGCAUGCGCUGAGUGCAGGAAAAGCUUCAAUCGGAGUUCAAGCCUUAUUAGACAUCAGAGAAUCCACACAGGAGAAAAACCCUACACGUGCUCUGAGUGUGGGAAACGCUUCAGUUAUAACUCAGUCCUCAUCUCACAUCAGAGAAUCCACACAGGCGAGACACCCUACAUGUGCUCUGUGUGUGGGAAAAGCUUCAAUCAGAGCUCAAGCCUUAUUAGACAUCAGAAAAUCCAUACUGGGUGGACACCCUACACGUGCCCUGAGUGCGGGAAAUGCUUCAGUUAUAGAUCAGCCCUUACCAUACAUCAGAGAAGUCACACAGGUGACAAACCCUAUGGAUGUUCUGAGUGUGGGAAACGCUUCAUGGAUAGUUCAGCCCUCAUCACACAUCAGAGAAUCCACACAGGAGAGAGACCCUUCAUGUGCUCUGAGUGUGGGAGAAGCUUCAAUCAGCGCUCACACCUUAUCAGACAUCGGGCAAUCCACAUAAGAGAGACACCCUACACAUGCGCUGAGUGUGGGAAAAGUUUUAAGCAGAGCUCUGCCCUCAUCUCACAUCAGAGAAUCCACACAGGAGAGAUGCCCUACACGUGCUCUGAGUGUGGGGAAUGCUUCAGUUAUAGCUCAGCCCUUACGAAACAUCAGAGAAGCCACAGUGGAGAGACGUCCUACAUGUGCUCUGAGUGUGGGAAAAGCUUCAAUCAGAGCUCAAGCCUUAUUAGACAUCAGAAAAUCCACAUAUGAGAGAACUGUAAUAAAUGCCUUGAUUCCA